Argentina anserina (silverweed cinquefoil) is the source of this 2647-nucleotide messenger RNA. RefSeq names its product protein translocase subunit SecA, chloroplastic. Gene Ontology annotation, cellular component: chloroplast envelope; membrane. Gene Ontology annotation, biological process: intracellular protein transport; protein targeting; protein import. Gene Ontology annotation, molecular function: ATP binding. NCBI's taxonomy places the organism in Eukaryota, Viridiplantae, Streptophyta, Magnoliopsida, Rosales, Rosaceae. The record is from RefSeq and is a predicted model, not a curated record.
CUUAUCCCAACUCCUUCGGAAACUUCAACAUCCUCCUCCCUCCAUGAAACCCCUCCCUUUGUAAAAUUCGAAAUCCCCAACAAUGGCGCUGCCUCACUCUCCUCACUCCCUCUCACCUCUCUCUUCCAACUCCCGCCGCCACGCCGUCCUGCUCCACCACCACCACCGCCACCACUUCCUCGCCGGAAAUGCCUCCCCCCUCCCGGAAGCCUCCCGCGUUUCCGCUCCCCGACGUCGGCGAGGUCAGCCUCUUGCGGCGUCUCUGGGAGGCUUAUUAGGCGGGAUUUUCAAAGGGACCGACACCGGCGAGUCCACCAGGCAGCAGUACGCUCAGACUUUGGCGCCCGUCAAUGGCCUGGAAGCUCAGAUUUCCAAGCUUUCCGAUUCCGAGCUCAGGGAGAAGACACUUCAGUUUCAGGGGCGCGUGAAGCAGGGCGAGUCCUUGGACUCUCUUUUACCCGAAGCAUUUGCCGUGAUUCGUGAGGCUUCGAGGAGAGUUUUAGGCCUUCGUCCCUUUGAUGUCCAACUCAUAGGUGGCAUGGUUCUGCACAAGGGGGAAAUAGCUGAGAUGAGGACUGGAGAGGGAAAGACACUUGUUGCUAUCUUACCAGCUUAUUUGAAUGCGCUAACCGGAAAGGGAGUUCAUGUUGUCACUGUUAAUGAUUAUCUGGCCCGACGUGAUUGUGAAUGGGUUGGUCAGGUUCCCCGUUUCCUUGGAUUGAAGGUUGGCCUAAUCCAACAGAAUAUGACAAGCGAACAAAGAAGGGAGAAUUACUUAUGUGACAUCACAUACGUUACAAACAGUGAGCUCGGUUUUGAUUACCUGAGAGAUAAUCUGGCCACGAGUGUUGAGGAGCUUGUCUUGAGGAAUUUCAACUACUGUGUAAUUGAUGAGGUUGAUUCCAUCCUUAUUGAUGAAGCAAGAACACCUCUUAUUAUAUCAGGACCUGCAGAAAAACCCAGUGAUAGGUACUAUAAAGCUGCAAAGAUGGCUUCAGUGUUUGAGAGAGAUAUACAUUACACUGUGGAUGAAAAGCAGAAAACAGUUCUGCUCUCAGAACAAGGAUAUGAAGAUGCUGAAGAGAUUCUAGGUGUCAAAGAUCUGUAUGAUCCCCGUGAACAGUGGGCAUCUUAUGUUCUGAAUGCGGUGAAAGCAAAAGAACUGUUUCUUAGAGAUGUAAACUAUAUUAUUCGUGGAAAAGAGGUUCUUAUCGUUGAUGAGUUUACAGGACGAGUUAUGCAGGGGAGGCGGUGGAGUGAUGGACUUCACCAAGCAGUUGAAGCAAAAGAAGGUCUGCCGAUUCAAAAUGAAACUGUAACUCUGGCAUCUAUUAGUUACCAAAACUUCUUUCUCCAGUUUCCAAAACUUUGUGGAAUGACUGGAACUGCGGCAACUGAAAGCACAGAAUUUGAAAGCAUAUACAAGCUUAAAGUUACAAUUGUCCCCACGAACAAGCCCAUGACAAGAAAGGAUGAGUCUGAUGUAGUUUUCAGGGCAACUACAGGAAAAUGGCAGGCAGUUGUAGUAGAAAUUUCUAGAAUGCACAAAACAGGUCGCCCUGUACUUGUUGGCACAACUAGCGUUGAGCAGAGUGAUUCAUUGUCUGAGCAGUUGCAAGAAGUUGGUAUUCCCCAUGAGGUUCUCAACGCAAAACCAGAAAAUGUGGAGAGGGAAGCAGAAAUUGUGGCACAAAGCGGUCGUCUAGGAGCAGUUACCAUUGCAACCAAUAUGGCAGGCCGAGGAACAGACAUAAUUCUUGGUGGAAAUGCAGAAUUUAUGGCGAGGUUGAAGCUACGUGAGAUGCUUAUGCCCAGAGUUGUAAAGCUAACUGAAGGAGGUUACGUCUCCGUGAAAAAACUUCCGCCGAGGAAGUCCUGGAAGGUAAAUGAACAACUAUUUCCAUGCAAACUCUCCAAUGAGACGACCAAGUUAGCUGAGGAAGCUGUAAACUUAGCUGUUGAAACUUGGGGUCAGAGAUCAUUGACGGAGCUUGAAGCCGAGGAGCGUCUUUCUUAUUCUUGCGAAAAGGGACCUGCUUUGGAUGAAGUGAUAGCCAAACUGCGAAGUGCCUUUUCAGAAAUCAUGAAAGAGUACAAGGGCUACACAGAGGAAGAAAGGAAGAAGGUUGUGUCAGCUGGUAUGCUUAUAUAUUGCUAUCUUUUGAAUGAUUUGACGCCGGAUGUGCUGACGAGUGAAUGUUCAAGUUACGAAGAUUUGCAGGACUACCUCCGUCGUCGAGGUCAUGAGGCAUAUUUGCAGAAACGGACUAUUAUUGAGAGCCAGGCACCAGGCUUGAUGAAGGACGCUGAACGGUUCUUAGUUUUGAACAAAUUGUGGAAGGAGCACUUACAAGCACUCAAGUUCGUUCAGCAAGCUGUAGGUUUGCGUGGGUACGCACAACGGGAUCCACUUAUUGAAUAUAAGCUUGAAGGCUACAAUCUUUUCUUAGACAUGAUGGCACAGAUAAGAAGAAAUGUUAUAUAUUCCAUAUACCAGUUUCAACCUGUGAUGGUAAAGAAGGAUGGUGACCAAAGAGAGGAUAAGAAAUCCGGAAAAAAGGUCACUAAUGGUAACCCAAAUUCUGUUGGCAGUGUGGUGGACUCUUCUUCACCCCCUGCCACCCCCCAGUCUAGUGCAUAAAUCCUA